GUGAUAAGGAUAAUAAACUCUGACAUCCGCUAUUUUUCCUCGAGUACCGCUGUAGCCACACUAAACUAGUCACUGUGACAAAAUUUAUUUCACCCUCAUCCACAAUCUAAAAACCACUCACUCACUUACUUUCUUCCCAAUUUUUAUUAAUCAACAAACCACCACUUUGCACAUUCGGAAACAUGUCUUCUAGAGUGUGGAAGUUUAUCUCGAAUACCAUUGGGAAAUUACAAAGUCCUAGGCCUUCUCAGCAGAAUGGGAAUUUAGCAGAAUCUUCAUCCCUGCGAGAAACAGACUCCCUUUCCAGUACACCGACACGUCACGGCAGCGUCAAUAAAUUGGGAGAACAGCUCGCGGAAUCAGGACUAUCUUCGGCGCAGGAUGAAUCUAUUCUUGAGACACCAUCGGAGAAGAUCAGCAACAUCAGAGAGAAGCUCGAGGAGGCAGUUAAACCAGUUCCAAAAAUUGAAGCACAGGAUGAUGUACAGGAAGAUGUCACGGCAAGCAACACAGGCGAUGAUGAUCUAGAGACCGCCCUAAAGACGACAGCGAAGUCACCAGUUGAUGAAUCGUUCUCAAUUCUACCUCCAAGACAAAAUCGCAGUAAGAGGAAAGAUCCUGCGGAGAAAGUAGAGCCAUUGGCGCAUAAUGAAGUUCUAGUCGAAAAUACUCGCAAAACAAGGGCAAGAGGGAAAGCUGCGAAGGAUGAGAAAACAACGAUACAUGAUGAAGCUCCUUCUUCUCCUGGAAACGAGGGGCUUGAUGAGGUGGUUGGAGAGAACAGUUCAGAACUUGCAGAGCCAGUUGUAAAGAAUGAACUUCCAGAAAUCUUCGGAUCGGAGGGAGAUUUAAUGGCAGAAGUGGCAGAGCUAUCGGUUCGCGAUGAAGAUCCAGUUGAAGUACCCCAGACCAAUCGCAGUAACAGGAAACGACCAAUACUUCCCAGAGUCGCGGAGCCAGUACAAACAUCCACACCUUCCAUUGAUACACCUCCAGUUUCCAAUAACAAAAGAAGACGAGAUGUUUUAGAAUCAUCUACCGGGAAUGAAGGACUUGAACUUGAUUCUUCUGCUGAUGUUCCUACUAAACGAAGAAAAUUGGCUCCAAAACCUGUAAGCCCUCUGUCCAGGCUCCGUCCCCGAACCCGAACAACUGCACAUACUAAUAUAACAUAGGAAGGGAUGGGUAUCCCACCUGUAGGAACUACCCCGGAAGCUCGAGAUGAAAGAAGAAAGUACAUGGAUCGAGAAAGACAACGAAGAUGUAGACAACGAAAGAAGGAAAGACAACAAGGAAUGCAGGAAGCUGAACGAGAGGUAUUAGCACAAGCUAAAGAUGAGAGAAAAAAGGCCAUGGCAAGAGAACGUGUUCGAAGAUAUAGAGAAAAUCAACGACAAAAACAAGGUGGUGAGAUGGAAUCAAAGACAUCGGGUAGGCAACGAACAAGGGAACAAGCUAGACAAAGGGAUAUGGUAUUGAUUUCAAGUGGUCGAAAUGAUUCGAGGAAUUCUGGAGGAAGUGAAUCAUUCGAUAGCGAAUGAAUGAUUUAAGAGAGGGAUGGUUAAUAAUACACUUCCAAACUUUUCUUCGGACCUCGAUUUUCUACUUCGUCGCUCGGACACUUACGAGAAUCAUCACUUAUAACAUGUUCGUUUUACCAUUGAAUUUUAGCGUUACUUCAUUACUCCCAUCAGCUAUUUUUAUAAGAAUGCUUACCAGAAUAUCACAUGAACACACACAGAGGAUGAGUCCAAAUCAUCCAACCAACCAUUCCGGCAAAACGUUCCACUAUAGUAUAUCAUACCAAGCUUUCAUUUCGGUUUCUUCCAUUGUACAAGAUAGGGGAUCUGAUGGCGGAAACUUUUAUAUCACACGAAGCAGGAUUUGUUCAUUGAUU
Sclerotinia trifoliorum is the source of this 1897-nucleotide messenger RNA. The record is from the annotation of a GenBank genome assembly. Lineage: Eukaryota; Fungi; Ascomycota; Leotiomycetes; Helotiales; Sclerotiniaceae.